Molecule: messenger RNA, 1278 nt
Organism: Gossypium raimondii (Peruvian cotton)
Lineage: Eukaryota; Viridiplantae; Streptophyta; Magnoliopsida; Malvales; Malvaceae
Product: probable hydroxyacylglutathione hydrolase 2, chloroplastic
Exons: 8
Coding region: 110-1093 (327 amino acids)
Molecular function (GO): hydroxyacylglutathione hydrolase activity
Source: RefSeq, a predicted model, not a curated record
UUUUAUUGACAAGUGACAGCCCACAAUGUACAUGCACUGUAUCUCUCUCUAAAAAGAGAAAGCUUUCUAAAGGAGAAUCCAUUUUUAGGAGGAGAGAGAAGAGAGAUAUAUGCAAAUGCUCUCUAAAGCUUCAUCUGCUAUGGCCUCCUUUCCUUGUUCAAGGGUGAGGAGUGGGCUUUGUGUUUGGCCAGGCUUGAGGCAAUUUUGCAUAAGAAAGGGUCUCGAGUAUGGCUUGCGCUUAUUAUCGAUGCCCCUCAAAACCUUGCGCGGGGCAAGUCGUUCUCUCAGGGUCGCGGAGUUUUGUAGUGUCACCAACGUGUCUUCCUCAUUGCAAAUCGAAUUGGUACCAUGUCUUAGAGACAACUAUGCAUAUCUUUUACACGACGUGGACACAGGCACGGUUGGAGUCGUUGAUCCUUCAAUAGCUAUGCCCAUUAUCGAUGCUUUGAGUCGGAAAAACUGGAACUUGACUUAUAUAUUGAAUACCCAUCACCAUCACGAUCAUACUGGUGGGAAUGCAGAGCUGAAAGCAAGGUAUGGAGCAAAGGUUAUCGGUUCGGGAAUAGACAAGGAUAGGAUUCCUGGAAUUGAUAUUGUUCUAAAUGAUGGGGACAAGUGGAUGUUUGCAGGUCAUGAGGUGCAUGUCAUUGAAACUCCAGGUCAUACCCGAGGCCAUAUCAGCUUCUAUUUUCCAAGUUCUGCAGCAAUAUUUACCGGGGACACAUUGUUCAGCUUAUCAUGUGGCAAGCUUUUCGAAGGAACCCCGGAACAGAUGCUUUCUUCCCUUCAGAGGAUCAUGUCUCUGCCUGAUGAUACAAAUAUAUAUUGUGGUCACGAAUAUACUUUGAGUAAUUCGAAAUUUGCAUUGUCGAUAGAACCCAAGAAUGAAGCACUUCAGUCGUAUGCAGCGCAUGUAACUCACCUUCACAACAAAGGGUUGCCUACGAUUCCAACUACACUGAAAAAAGAGAAGGCGUGUAAUCCGUUCCUUCGAACGAUGAGCUCAGAAAUCAGGCAGGCAUUAAAUAUUCCGGCCGAUGCAAAUGCGGCUGAAGCGUUGGGUGUCAUUCGUCAAGCAAAGGAUAAUUUCUAGGGCUUGUUUAGACACCAUUGCUGUAUGUGUAUAGGUGAUGUUAGCUCUUCCAUAUGUGAAAUAAAAAACCACAAAUGUUUACCAAUGUUCAUAUGCUUUGAUUUUAAAUUUUUUUGGUUCUUUCGAAAUUCUCUUGAGCUAAUCUCAAAAUAUUAUUUCGCUUAUUUCAUCAUAACAAUUUUUUA